ACGGAUUCGUUCUACCCACAUACCACCUCACUGGAUCGAGAUCUCGAAAAUGGAACGGAGCUCCAGUGGAAUCUGGUUUACUCUAUUCAUCUCAAUCGUCUUCCUCAUCUCAUCUUCUGAAUCAUUCUAUCUCCCCGGCGUUGCGCCCCGUGAUUUUCAAAGGGGUGAUCCUCUUCAAGUUAAAGUCAACAAGCUUUCUUCUACAAAAACACAACUUCCUUAUGAGUACUAUUACUUGAAUUACUGUAAACCUAAGCAUGUUGAAAACAGUGCUGAAAAUUUGGGGGAGGUGCUAAGAGGUGACCGCAUUGAGAAUUCAGUCUACACGUUUCUUAUGAGAGAGGAACAACCAUGCAAAGUUGGUUGCAGAGUAAAGCUUGAUGCUGAAACUUCAAAGAAAUUCAAAGAAAAAAUUGACGAUGAGUACCGAGUUAACAUGAUUUUGGAUAAUCUCCCAGUUGCUGUUCUUAGACAAAGACGUGAUGGUGUUCAAUCAACUACUUAUGAACACGGUUUUCGUGUUGGUUUUAAGGGAAACUAUGCUGGGAGCAAAGAGGAAAAAUAUUUUAUCAAUAAUCAUUUGAGCUUUAGAGUCAUGUUUCACAAGGAUCUUGAGACUGAUUCUGCUCGAAUUGUUGGGUUUGAAGUUACUCCAAACAGUAUCAACCAUGAAUACAAAGAUUGGGAUGAAAAGAACCCUCAAUUGUCGACAUGCAACCAAAACACAAAAAAUAUAAUUCAAGGAAGCACUGUACCUCAAGAAGUUGAUACAGAUAAGGAGGUCGUAUUUACAUAUGAUGUUACUUUCAAGGAAAGCGAGAUCAAAUGGGCAUCACGAUGGGACACCUACCUCCUCAUGAACGACGACCAAAUCCACUGGUUCUCAAUCAUCAACUCCCUAAUGAUUGUCCUCUUCCUCUCUGGAAUGGUAGCCAUGAUCAUGAUGCGAACACUCUACCGCGACAUUGCAAACUACAACCAACUCGACAACCAAGACGAAGCCCAAGAAGAAACUGGAUGGAAACUCGUCCACGGUGACGUAUUCCGACCUCCACUCUAUUCCGGCCUCCUCUCCGUCUACGUCGGAACCGGCGUCCAACUCUUCGGAAUGACACUCGUCACCAUGAUCUUUGCCUCCCUCGGAUUCCUCUCCCCCUCCAACCGCGGUGGCCUAAUGACCGCCAUGGUCCUCUUAUGGGUCUUCAUGGGACUCUUCGGCGGUUACACCUCCGCAAGAAUCUACAAAAUGUUCAAAGGCACCGAAUGGAAAAAAAACACUCUAAAAACCUCCUUCAUGUUCCCCGGUAUUCUAUUCGCAAUAUUCUUCGUCCUCAACGCGCUAAUCUGGGGCGAAAAAUCAUCCGGUGCAGUCCCUUUCGGAACCAUGAUCGCGCUCGUGUGCUUAUGGUUCGGGAUUUCCGUCCCGUUGGUAUUCGUCGGGAGUUACUUGGGCUUCAAGAAACCCGCAAUGGAAGACCCGGUCAAAACAAACAAAAUCCCAAGACAAGUCCCAGAGCAAGCUUGGUACAUGAAACCAGUGUUUUCAAUCCUCAUCGGUGGGAUUUUGCCAUUUGGAGCGGUUUUCAUCGAGCUGUUUUUCAUCUUGACUUCGAUUUGGUUGAACCAGUUUUACUACAUAUUUGGGUUUUUGUUCAUUGUGUUUGUGAUAUUGAUAGUGACAUGUGCGGAGAUAACAGUGGUGCUGUGUUACUUCCAGUUGUGCAGUGAGGAUUAUCAUUGGUGGUGGAGGGCGUACUUGACGGCUGGUUCGUCUGCCUUGUACCUUUUCCUUUACUCCAUCUUUUAUUACUUCACUAAGCUGGAAAUCACAAAGCUUGUUUCGGGGAUUUUGUACUUUGGGUACAUGUUGAUUGCUUCGUAUGCAUUCUUUGUGUUGACUGGGACGAUUGGGUUUUACGCGUGUCUCUGGUUUGUGCGCAAGAUCUACUCCUCUGUGAAGAUAGAUUGAUGAAUGUUAUGAUAUAAACAAGAAAUAGGAACGGAAAUAUGGAAUGAAAUGGGAAAAAAGAUAGAAAGAAGUGUAGAGAUGAGUUGGGUUAUCAGUUAUGCUUGAAUUGAGAAUACACGGUGAAUGAAGAAAAAAUGUGUACUGUUUUAGAAAAUUUUCGAGCCCGUAAAAGGACUUGUAUGAUUGGCUAGUCUUAUUAUUUUUUUUUGGUUGUUUUUGUUUUGAAUAUUUGUUGUAUCUUAUUAUAUGAAUUCAUCUGAUAGCAUUGUUGUGUUGUUAGUUUUCUUUACUUAAAAGUAGAAUUGUAUUGGGAAAUGCGAAGCUUUAAACUUAAAUGCAUAAACCUUAUUUUGUUGUA
Lactuca sativa (garden lettuce) is the source of this 2327-nucleotide messenger RNA. Its product is annotated as transmembrane 9 superfamily member 7. Lineage: Eukaryota; Viridiplantae; Streptophyta; Magnoliopsida; Asterales; Asteraceae. The record is from RefSeq and is a predicted model, not a curated record. Gene Ontology annotation, biological process: protein localization to membrane. Gene Ontology annotation, cellular component: membrane.